AAUAGGCUUCGAAUUUAUUCAAAUAUGAAACACCUCACUUCACCUUUGCAAUAACAUCUUGUUAGUUAUUAACAUACGCUAGCUCAAAAUGGCUGCGCCGGUUGACUUCUUCCCUUUUUACCCACCACCGUCCCAUCAACAUCCUUUCCCUUCUCCAUUUCCAGCCCCACCACAUUAUCUGCCCCCUCCUUCCCACAUUGUCCCUCCACCGCCACCAUCUUCUCGUCCCCAUCACCCACCGCCACCUCAUUCCCACUUUGCUCCUCCUCCACCACCUCUUCCCCAUUUCCCCCCGCCACCAUAUCCUCGUCCACCUCACGUUCUUCCACCACCACCGCCACCGCCGGGUCAUCAUCAUGUUAUCAUUGUGGUUGUUAUCUCUUUAGGCAGUUUGUUUUUUCUUGCAUUCCUCGCUGCUGCUCUAUUCUGCUAUCUCAAGAAAAGAAGAAUGUCUUCUACAAAGUCUGAGAUUAUCGAGUUUGAUGAACACCUUAAAGUCCAAGAAGCCAUAGUGCCAGGACCCCAUGGCGAACAAACGAGAGUGGUAAUGCUCGAAGAAGACAUUCAUUUGGUAGAGGAUAUUCACAAGACUGAAAAACUUAGCCGAGCUACUCACCUCAGUUCAAAUACUGGAGGUCAUGCCAUUGAUAUAUCAAACCCCAAUCAUCACUUUAUUGAAUACAAGGCCUAAAUCAAAAGAGAUGCUAUAGGCCAAAAUGUAACCUACCAAUCAUUUAUUAAUCACCAUCUAAAUAAUAAAAACAAGUUAAAUAUGGUCUCAACUCUUGCAAUCAUAUCCGUGCUUUUCUCCCGGUUACUAUUCCAAAAUUUAUGCCUAUCUCUGUCUAGUUUAUUAAAAAUUCCAUCCUAUAUAGCACAUACAGAUGAACAGUC
Molecule: messenger RNA, 894 nt
Organism: Camelina sativa (false flax)
Lineage: Eukaryota; Viridiplantae; Streptophyta; Magnoliopsida; Brassicales; Brassicaceae
Source: RefSeq, a predicted model, not a curated record